This is a messenger RNA of Triticum aestivum (bread wheat), 1261 nucleotides long. RefSeq names its product B3 domain-containing protein Os03g0620400. The transcript is spliced from 7 exons. Gene Ontology annotation, molecular function: DNA binding. The coding region runs from base 1 to 1188 and encodes 395 amino acids. The record is from RefSeq and is a predicted model, not a curated record. Lineage: Eukaryota; Viridiplantae; Streptophyta; Magnoliopsida; Poales; Poaceae.
AUGGCGGCGACGGGUCCGGCGCUGGGGGCAGGCAUGCGGAGCUGGAGUGAAGUCCGGCGGCAAGCGACAGCGGCGCUGGCCUCCACCCAUGCGGCUCGUCCCAGGCUGAGAGGUGAGCCGGCCAAGCCCUUCCUUUUUGCUCGAAGCGACCCAAAAUUGACUUAUGAGAGAUGGGCAAUCCUUGCAAGGUCUGCAAGGGAAUGGAGUUCAUCGGAAGAAAUAACAUUUGUGUACGCUCACAAGACAAUGAAGUCGGAUGAUCUUCCACAGGAAGGCCCUGGGCAUGAUAAUUUCCUUCUUGGAAGACCUGAUAUUGUCCCAAUCCAAGGACAUGGCAGUCUUCUAGAAUAUGAGUCUGUGGAGCCAGAAGAUGGGCAAUCACCUCCAGAAACUGAUUGUGGGCUAAUUCUUAGGGGUUGUCUAUCUGGAGCACAAAGUGAGAGACUAAAUGCGCUUAUCCAGAAAGUUAAACCUGAAACUGUUGUAUUCGUGGCUGUCAUGAAAAAUAGUGAUGUUCAAUCACCUCGUCCUCUUCUGAUCAUCUCGAAGGAACGCACAUUAGUUGAAGCUGCACAGUUUCCACAUGAAAAUGGAAUGCCUGUCACACUUCAAAUUCCAGACAAGAGUGAGAAGUGGCAUCCAAGAUUCUACAUGGAAAAAGGUGAGGGCAUGCUUGCAGGAGGAAAUGUUUCCCCGGAAAGCGACAUUCAUGGUUUUCCUCAUGAUAGUCUAGAUGGCAAGGACACUCAUUCUUCUGAGCAACCUUCUUUGAUCCUACCGUGGAGAACCAGUCUAACUACUACUCAGCGGAAGAUAGUUGAUGAGAAAUGUCAAGCUAUUGGAUCCAAGUAUCGCCUAUAUGUAGCAACAUUGAACUCAAGCAGCCUUCAGAAGAAGCAAUUUGAAUUCGGUCAAGACUAUGCCCAUGCCGUACAUCUUCCAGCUAAAACUACAGAUGUGAUACUCAAAUCGAACGGGAAAGACUGGGAAACCAAGAUGUCUUGCAGGAAAGGCAAUAAUAACUCAAACAGAUGGAUGCUUGUUAGUGGUUGGGGCGACUUCAUGCGUGGCAACGAAGUGCGGGAGGGUGGCCUGGUUGACGGAGACAUGCUCCUGUUCGAACUCCAGUCGAUGAACGAGAAGGAGAUUACCAUGGAGGUCCAUGUCGUUCCCAGAGAAAAUCUCUAGUUUCUGUUUUCUAAUGCAGAAUCUGCAUGCUCGUCCUGUUUAGCACUCUGAAAUCAAGCUAUGGCUAAUCUGA